Molecule: messenger RNA, 3038 nt
Organism: Cyanistes caeruleus (blue tit)
Lineage: Eukaryota; Metazoa; Chordata; Aves; Passeriformes; Paridae
Source: RefSeq, a predicted model, not a curated record
CAGCAGUGUCCCACUUGGACUUGGACUGCAACUCUUGGCCAUGGUUCACAUUAUUGACUCUGGCAAUUUGAAGUAUGAAAGAGAAGAUUGCAAGACUCUGCAUGUGGCUUGACAAUGCUGUCAAGGUCAUCUAGGCAUUUGCUGUCUUGGAAGGUGUGGCUGUUCCUGCCACAGCUGUUCCUUGUCCAGCCUAACUAGCCCAGUCUCCUGAGCUGGCUCUAGUGCUUACUGAACACUUCAUUGAAUCUAUUCAGCUCACUAACAGCAGAAAAGUGUUCUGCUUUCUUUGUCAAGUUAAAUCAAAUGAGUGCCAGAGCCACCAGCUGAGAAACGUUGCAAAGGCCAGGGAAGGUUGCUGGCAGUGGGCCACAAGAUGGGCUUGGCUCUGUUACUUAAACCCUUGCUUCUUGACAUGCUUCAAAAUACCUGUGUUUAUUAGGGCAGGAGAAAAACAAAUGGGAGAAGUGGUAUCUUCUGGAUAGUGGGAGAAGCCAGGAAAAGGGAUUUCAGGUACAAGAGACUGAUUCAGGUCCUGGUUCCACUUCAUGUCACCACCCAUGCCUAAGCUCCUUUGUAACACAAAAAUUUGAGUUCCUUUUAAAACUGAUUUGAAACUUACUACCAAGAACAAGAAUAGUACAUUAUUCAGCCAUAGGGUAUCAAAAUUUGGCCCAAGGGAGCUACAGUCUUCUGCUUCUAAAUGAUGUCUGCAACCAAAAGCUAAUUUUACCCACUGCUUCUAAAGCAGUAUUUAAAGCCAUUGCUCUCUUCUAUGUUCGGAGCCAAUACUGACUGGAGGAAAGGAUUCUCUUAUCUUGAAGGAACCAUUUAUUCAUUGGAGACAGGCCACAGGAAUGCAAGUUUUGGCCAAUUCCCCAUUUUCUGCUAGACUUUGCACUGGUGUGAAGUUUCCUCUGUGUUGAACAUGGCCCCGACGUGCCUGCGGCCCCUGCUGAGGUUCCGCUCCUUCGCCAUCCUCUUCCUCACGCCGCUGCUGCUGCUGCCGCUGCCGCUCGUUGUGUCCACGCGGGAGGCCAGAUGUGCAUAUAUCAUCAUCAUCAUGGCUGUGUACUGGUGCACUGAAGUGAUCCCCCUGGCUGUCACCGCCCUCAUUCCAGUGGUAUUUUUCCCUCUGCUUGGAGUUCAGACUGCUAAAAAAGUGUGCUUUCAGUACCUAAAUAACACAAACAUGCUCUUCCUUGGAGGGCUGAUUGUCGCAAUUUCUGUUGAGCAGUGGAAUCUUCACAAAAGGAUUGCACUGAGAGUCCUUCUGAUUCUUGGGGUGAAACCUGCACUCCUCAUGCUGGGAUUUAUGGUAGUCACUGCCUUCCUGUCCAUGUGGAUAAGCAACACAGCCACCACUGCCAUGAUGGUUCCCAUUGUCCAGGCUGUUCUGGAUCAAAUGGACAGCACGGAGUAUGAUGUGACCAUGAUGGAACAAGCAACUGGGCAAACAAAUGCAGUGAUUGAGCUGGAGGAAAAGAGCACAUCAGAGUCCACUGCAGUGCACGUUAUAAGCAAUGAACAAGUCCCUGAUGACCCCAGAUCUUCUGAGGAACAGAAAAUAAAGAAGCGUAUAUGCAAGGGAAUGACACUUUGUGUAUGCUAUGCUGCCAGCAUUGGAGGAACUGCAACACUUACCGGAACAGGACCAAAUGUGGUACUGAAAGGCCAGAUGAAUCAGUUAUACCCCAACAAUAAUGAUAUUGUGAAUUUUGCUUCCUGGUUUGGAUUUGCAUUCCCAAACAUGAUUGUGAUGUUGGCACUAGCUUGGCUUUGGUUACAGUGCUCCUUCAUGGGACUCAACUUAAAAAAAAACUGGGGCUAUGGGACAGAGAGAACUGCAAAAGAAAAAGCUGCAUACAAUGUGCUGAAGGAAGAAAUGAGAAAGUUAGGCCCUGUCUCUUAUGCUGAAUUAAAUGUCUUCCUGUUGUUUUUAUUGCUGGUGCUCUUGUGGUUUACCAGAAACCCAGGCUUUGUAAAAGGCUGGGCUGCCAGGCUCUUCUCAGGAGGAGACAAGUAUAUCACUGAUUCUGUUCCUGCUAUGUUUGUUGCCCUGUUACUGUUUGUGCUUCCUGCUCAUAAGCCCAAAUUAAUAGCCUGGAAUCAAAGCAUGUCUGACCCUAAAAAGACUGAAGAAGAUAUAAAAAAGCCAUUUUUAUCAACCUCGCUGCUAGAAUGGGAUGUGGUUCAAAGGAAGAUGCCCUGGAGCAUUGUGCUGCUGCUGGGAGGAGGUUUUGCUUUAGCUGAUGCAAGCGCAAACUCUGGGCUCUCAGCUUGGCUGGGUCAUCAGAUGACUCCCCUGGGAUCUAUCCCACCAUGGGCCAUUGCAACAGUGGUCUCCCUUAUUAUAGCUGUCUUCACUGAAUGCACCAGUAACGUGGCCACAGCUACCCUCUUCCUGCCCGUCUUUUCAUCCUUGGCUACAUCUAUCAAGAUCCACCCUUUGUAUGUUAUGGUGCCUGCUACUCUUAGUGCUUCAUUUGCCUUCAUGCUACCUGUUGCAACACCACCAAAUGCAAUAGUGUUUUCUUAUGGCCACCUCCGUGUUUUGGAUAUGGUUAGAACUGGAAUAGUGAUGAACCUCAUUGGAGUCUGCUGUAUCACGCUGGCCAUCAACACAUGGGGAAGACCUGUAUUUGGGCUGGACACAUUCCCAGCCUGGGCAAACAGCACAGCAGACCAGUGAGCUGUGAAGAACUCUUGUGUUAAAUGAGUGUUCGUCUGAAGCUGGAGGAGUACCAGAGUCACAGAAGUACAUUUGCCAGUGCCUUCAAUAAACCAGUCUUUUUACACUUUAUCAUCCAAUUCGCAGCUCGCUUGAAUGGUAUUUGGCAUCUGCAGAUGAAGUGGUUCCACCAUGAUUGUCAUUGGCUGCCCUCUGAAAUGCACAUUACCUGCCAGUUUCUUGACCUCAAAAAAGAGAACUCAUGGAAGAGCUAAGCCUUUAAUUAAAUAUAUUCUGACAAUUGUUUUAGUCACUGAAAACUAUGAUCUUGUUUCUAUUGAAUUAAAAUUAUAGCAUUGGAGUAAAAAAA